Messenger RNA from Mytilus trossulus (common blue mussel), 708 nucleotides. Its product is annotated as E3 ubiquitin-protein ligase TRIM71-like. NCBI's taxonomy places the organism in Eukaryota, Metazoa, Mollusca, Bivalvia, Mytilida, Mytilidae. The record is from RefSeq and is a predicted model, not a curated record. Bases 1 to 708 code for a protein of 235 amino acids. Gene Ontology annotation, molecular function: zinc ion binding. The transcript has a single exon.
AUGGCUCAGGCAGCUUCUAAAACGUGUGAGAUUUGUGUAAGGGCUUCUGGAUCGCAUUACUGCUUAGAGUGUGAACAGUACUUUUGUAACAAUUGUAAAGGCUUUCAUAAACGACAGAGAGUGACAAAGAACCACCAGUUUCAGUCUUCCUCUGAUGUUAUACCGGAAGAUAAAUCAAAAUGUAAAGACCACAAUGAAGACGUAAGUUUUGUAUGUAAUACCUGUAACGUAGCGGUAUGUAGCAGUUGUGUGACUGGCAGUCACUUAGGGCACGCCUUUUCCAAACUUCUCGACAGCAUAUCACAGCUAAAGCAGACGAAUACAACAGACCUGCGUAGUAAGGUAUAUAAGGCAACCCAAAACAUGAAGCAGAUAGAAGAAGGUCUGAAGGCAUUUGAUGUGAAGGUGGGAGGAAUAGUCAAAGCUAUUACAGAAGAAGGUACAAAGAUAAAGACCAUGGUUGAUAAAUGUAUCUCAGAGAAGAUUGCAUCGGUCAAGGAUCAAUCCAGGAAGGAAAGGAACAAAUUAACUAAGCUAUUGGAAGAUACUCAAUUGGAUUUGAAGGCAGGACGCGACUUAGACAAGAAAAUACAUGAACUCAACAAGACACGAAACGAUCGAAAAUUGUUACAGUCUUUACAGAAGCAUACAGACGACAUCGCAAAGCUGACAGUUAAGCCUAUACCUGAAUUUCCGAAAAUACAGUAA